Labrus bergylta (ballan wrasse) is the source of this 2478-nucleotide messenger RNA. RefSeq names its product small nuclear ribonucleoprotein 48 (U11/U12) (gene snrnp48). The record is from RefSeq and is a predicted model, not a curated record. NCBI's taxonomy places the organism in Eukaryota, Metazoa, Chordata, Actinopteri, Labriformes, Labridae.
GUUCUGUACAGAGACAGAGCGGAGAGGAAGAGGAGGACACUCAGUUCACCUCUCUGACCACAAACACUUCUGGAAGGUGAUUAAAGACCGACUCUGGGUCAGGAGGAUGGACAGAAUGAAACCUGACUGUUGGGUUUGGACGCCAAGUUCUCCUCUGAGUUUCCUUCAUCAACGUUCAGGGAGGCGUGUUCCAGUCAUGCUGGACCACCAAGAGGUGGAGGAGGACGAGGAGGUUUUGGAGCAUCCUGUUCUCUGCUGCUCUUCAGGUUAUGAUGACAUCAUCAGUCAUCACUCCAACCCCCCCGUCCACUCAGGGACCCCCAGCAGCUCCGGCCACAUGUCCUCGCAAAGUCCUGGUGCUCCUUCCUCACCGCAGCCAAAAACUGUGAUUCAUCCUGAUAGAGGAGACGCACCUCAGCGUUUCAUGGAUGGUCGUCGCUGGGAGCGUCCCGGGAUGGAGACCCAGGGAUGUGUAUGUGUUCACGGACAGAGGGAACCAGAGGUCUUUGGUCCCUGCUGGCCUGGAUCUCCUUAUGUUUACUAUGGAGUGAGGAGGAACCUGGUGGUCGGAGUGGAGGUGGUGGAGGAGGUCGCAGUUGAAGACACUUUGGAAGUCAUAACAGAGGAUGUGUAUGCAGAUGAUUUGAUGGAUCCUGAGCUGCUGCAAGAUGACCUGCUGUACCCCACAUGAGCACGUCCUGUUUGUGCUGUACAAACAAAAAUAUUGUUCACAUAAUUGUUCAAUUUGUUUUUAUUUUACAUGUGAAGAAAUUACAUGCAAAAUGUUAUUGUGUCAAUAUGUCUUUCUUUAUCUAUUUGUUUUGUUUAUGAGAACAGAGUAUUUUAAUGGACAUCAGUAUAAAAAAACUGGAUGAUAACAUGCUUGAGUGUGCAAAAAAAAGCAUAUUUACCUCGUUGUUUGUUAAAACAGGUACUAAAAAUUCAUUGUGCAACAUGCAAUUUCAAUUUAAAGAUAAUGAAAGCUUUGGUUUGCCUAAAAAGACAUAAAAAAACAGCACUUUCAACUUUCAUUAACACGUUUUGCGAUAGAAACAUAAAUAAAAUCCUCAUUUCAAAAUUGUAUAUUAUAUUAUAUUUUUCAUGUAUUUAUUUAACUGUAUUUUAUUGCAUUGCGUUACAUAGAAUUAAAGUUAUGGACUUCAACGACCAGCAUGCAUUGCUUUCUUUUCCCGCCUACGCCCAGGCAUACGUCAUAAACUCGCGCACGCAGAACAUGGCUGACUCCACAGCAGCUAAAUCUGAACACUGAUGAUUUUCGGGUGAAUUUUCCUCUCAAAUGGACUUAAAACUUUAAAAUGUCUGACUCAUUACCAACACAAACCCUCCAGGAGCGACUGGAGCGUCUGCAGGAGCUGACAGAGUUCACGGAAAACUGCAGAAAACAGCUGAACGACGUGUUUGAAACGUUGGGAUGGUCGAUGGAUCACAAAGUUAAAGAAGAAAUGGAGCAGUGUCCUUACGACUCUGACCACAGAGUUCCUGCCAGGAGCAUGGAGAAACACAAAGCCUUCUGCCGCCUUCGAAAGAUGGGCUACACAGCUGAAGAGCAGGCGGACAUGGUCGACCCCUCCGUGUGUUACGAGAACAGCAGUGUGAGAAGCUUUACAAUGGACAAAUCCACCCAGCACCAGGUGAUCCUGCAGGCGAGAUCAUCUGCUCCGCUGAUGAAGAUGGAAGGAGUCUUCUGGCAAGGUCAGUACUCCGGCCAGCCUGUCGACGUGCCUCAGAACCACCAGCGAACGCUGUGUGACCUCACCGUGGCCGACCGAUUGGCUCUGUACGAUCAUGUGGUCGGUGUCUUCAGCCAACAGAAGGACGCCGCCUUGUCCAGCAACGAUGAUCUCUACGUAGAUUUGGUGUCCAAGCUCAAGAAGGGUGAUGAACAGAAUGAACCGAAGACUCACCUUGAGCUCAUGGCAGAGAUGAGGGACUACAAGAGGCGGCGUCAGUCCUACCGAGCCAAAAACGUCCACAUCACUAAGAAGUCCUACACCGAGGUGAUCAGAGAAGUGAUAAACGUCCACUCAGCAGAACUCACCAGACAAUGGAGAGAGGAUGAGCACGAGGAGGAGUCUGCGAGACCUGAGCCCUCCUCCAACAGGCGCCGACUGGAUGAAAAGCGAUCCGGGUCCUCAGAGUCUCGUCACUCUCACAGCAGACGCCAUCGCAGCCGGGAACGAAGCCAAGACAGAGAGAGCAAAAAGAAGAGGAAGAAGAAGGACAGGGAUUCCCGAUCCCCCGGCGACCACCACCAUGACAGGAAGAAGAAGAAAAAGAAGAAGAAAGAGGAGAGGGAGAAAGAGAAGUGAGGGUGCUGCAUCAGCAGAAAUCAGAUAAGGUCACUGUGGCCUUACAGGUCAACAGAUAUCUGGCGUCAUGACUUUUUAUUAUUAUUUAACGACCUGGGGGAUUCUGGGAAAAAAGAACUGUGAAUAAAGUUUUUUUUUUAAUCAACAU